UAAACUACAAAUUUAUUCAGGCAUUUCAAGGGAGGCAAGCUGAAAUCAAAGUGCCACGCCUCAUUUUGUUCAAAUUACAGAUUCCCAAUCAAAGAUAAAAGUGAAGGAUUAGCUUUAAUUGGGAAAUGUGUAAUUUAAAUCAAGUGUUUCGCGGUAUGCACAGAUACCACUAUUCGUGCUAUCGCCGGAGAAUGCACCAAAUAGUGGCGGCUCCCUGCUGUCCUUCCGGGCAGAACAGAACCACAAAGGAAUCAAUUCCUGCGGUUGAGAAAACUUCAUCAGGCAAACAAUUACCAAGGAAAUCAUCCUCGUCCUCAGCCAAGACUCCAGAUUCCUCCACAGCGAACCCUCUGCCAAAGAAAGUCCCUCCAACUACCAGCCAAAGAAAGAACAAUAAUAAAUCCUCUGAUAGUUCUGUUUCUUCCAUAAAUAAAAAGCUAUCCAAGGGCAAGCCAGUACCAACCAACAAAAUUUCUGUCGAUAAAUCUGCGAAAAUGGGAAGACUAUCUGGUGGAUCUGUGGAGAUCAAGAAAAACAAGAAAUCUUGCGUAUGUAACAUCUGUGAGGAAGACUCUGGAUGUUCGUCUGACGGUGAUUAUGGCUCACCAAUGUCGAUAUUAUCCCCGAAAUCAACAAGAAAUGGUACAAAAAUUAAACCAUCUAAGUCAAAAUCAGUGCCACAGGACACAGAUUGUAAGGCUCUUGUAAAAUCCAAGCCGAAGCGCAAAAAAAUAGUCCAAAGAAGGUCGCCUUCAAGAUCACCAAUAAGGGCAGUUGAGUGUCCUAAGGCCAAACAAAUAAACGACGAUGAUGGUGUUUGGUUCGAGUGCAAUUUACCCUUUCGUGUGAAUAUUCCUUUUCCCAUAAAUAUUCGAAAUCUAUUUGAUUUGCAGUCAUUUCAAAACAAUGCCAUUGUUCCGGCAAGAAAUUGUGGAAAUCCAUUUUGCUUGACAAUGCGCAAUUCUAUGCCAGUUCCUGUUCAUCCCACAUCCGUCAAGAAAGGACUUAGGCGAUUUAAGGCACAUCCCAGUCCCUGUUCCUGCGAGACAUGCACUCAAACUGGCGAGGAAGAAUGCGAACUACUUCGCUGCCUGUACGAUAUCAAAAAUCAACUUGCAGCCAAAUCCACAGAAUGUCGUUGUUUUGCCGAGAAGUCCACAUAUGUUAGGGCUCCUGACAAGGAAGGGUCAAUAAGAUUGAAAGAAAAGCCAGCGAAAGUAUCAAAAGUAUCAUCUGCAAUCAGUAACGAAACAUUCGUAUCAAAUGUUUGCCUAAGGGAACUACGGACUCCGACAUGUAAGUCCAAGAAAACUGAAAAGAAACCUAAGAAACUCCCGCAAAUUACAUCAACAACCAGUCUCAAAAGAAAUAAUUCCUCCAAGACCAAUGAAACCGAAAAAAAACCUAAGAAAACCCAACCAGUUACAAGUGACAAUGCGUGUUCGUCAAUGUGUUCCCUUAACAAAGUACCAAAAGCAACUGCUAAGACCAAGAUGGCAGAGCAAAAGCCUGAAAAAACCAAGUCAAUUGCAUCGAUAACAAGUUCCUCACGUUGUGUUUCCCUUACAGAAGUACAGAAACCACCUAUUAAAACCCAUAAAUCGGUAGAGAAAUCUAUAAAACACAAAUCAAUUACAUCCACAGAACGAUUAACUAAGAAGUGUUCAUCGAAAUGUUCUCAAGAAGUGGAAAAAAGUUCUCAAGAUAAACUAGAACAGAAAGAUGAUAAAGGACCACAUAUUAAAAAGCCAAUAAUAGUUACUAAACCAAGGGAGACAGUGGAAUCAAUAAAUGUUAAAGACACCGAGAAGAAUCGUGAAUCACUUAAGCCUGAAUGUAAGGUAGAAAUAAAUCAGAUCAAACCGGAGGUCGAGAAUAAUAUAUCUUUGCAAAUUCAAAGGGAGCGUGAAUGGAUUGAUCCGAAUCCAUCCAUUACUUGGACGGUGCCUCGGGUUUUUCCCAAUGAAUUUGCCAAAUGUCUAAGAUCACAGUACCAGCCACGUUGUAUGUAUCGCGGUUGUAAGGCAAGGAAUCCUCUUAUGUAUCAGGCUCUACAAUAUCCUGGUCAUUGCUCACAACAAUUUUGGCCAAACUGCCAGAGAAACCCCUAUCUUAUGAAUAAUACCGUGUAUCAAAGCGUAAGCUUACCAACAGCAACAUGUGCAACAAGUAAUCCAUGUAAGCCACUUGUUGAAGAAAAGAAAUUUGAGAAAAUCGAGCCAGUUAGAAAGAUAUCCGUCUGUUUUUGUCCCAGCCCCCAGGUCUUUCCUGAAUGUACUGCUUCAAUCACACAAGGAUCCCAGUGCCAGCCAAAUUGUGUGUACCAAAGAGGGACUCCUGAACAUAAGUCUACAAUGACACAAGGGACACAAUGCCAGCCAAUUUGUAUGUACCAAAAAGGGACUCCUGAAUAUAAAUCUACAAUGACACAAGGAUCACAAUGCCCGUCUAAUGGUAUGUACCAAAGAGAGACCCCUGAACGUAACUGUACAAUGACACAGGGAUCACAAUGCCCAUCUAAUGGUAUGUACCAAAGAGGGACUCCUGAACGUAACUCUACAAUGACACAAGGAUCACAGUGCCAGUCUUAUGGUAUGUGCCAAAGAGGGACUCAUGGAUAUAAGUCAACAAUGACACAAGGAACACAGUGCCCGUCUAAUAGAACUCCUGAAUAUAAGUCUAUAAUGAUUCAAGGACCACAGUGCCGGUUUAAUGGUAUGUACCAAAGAGAGGCUCUUGAACGUAACUCUACAGUGACACAAGGAUCGCAUUGCCAGUCUAGUUGUAUGUACCCAAGGUGGACUCCUGGAUAUUGCUAUCAACGCUGUGGGCCAAACUGGCAGACACAGAAGCCGGCCAUUCCAAUAACCUCUUCAUCGGAAUAUAAUAAAAGAGCCCUAUUAAAAAAAUCAUUAUGUAGAAAUGCUUCUCCAAAAGAAAGUAGUAUAAUAUGCCCAUGCAGUCCAGGAGUUCAAGGUAAUAAUUCCGUGAAUUGCAAGCCUUCAGCAAAGUCCACGUGCUUCAAAAUCUGCCCAUCUCAACCGAAAAUAUGUAACAGGACUGGACAUACCAACAGUGGAUAUGUUGAAUGUGUAUCAUGGAAUAGAUCAAAUACGGCAUCAUCAUGUUGUAGAAAAGCACAAAAUGUACCCAGUGACCGCAUAAGCUCUGGUGGCGAAACUACCAGGAUUAAUUCAAAUUUUGAUAGCAUUUCUCAAGAAUUAAGUUCAGUCAGCCAAAUUGCCCAAGAAUAUUAUUUUCCUUUGGACGAUAAGAAGCAACGGUCUAUCAAAUCAUUAAAUCUUCAAGAGAAGGCCAAUGUUUCAAAAAAUAUAACUGCUAAUAUUAUUCCUGGUCAAGUCGAUCGCUGCCAGGAAGAUAGGAGUCACGAGAAAGUCCUAGAAAUUAAUAAAGAAGUGUGUUGUUCUGAAAAACCAACAGGUGAAACACAAAUUAAGUGUAAUAUAUCUUAUAAUCAGGAUAAGUCUAGAAAUGACAUAUCUGAAGACCAGAUUAUAGUAAGCUUCACGAAUCAGAGUUUUAGCGUAGACUCUGAGGAAUUUAACAGAACUGAUUCAGAGGAAAAGCCACAAUUGUCCCAAAAACGACCAAAUUAUGUCAAAACGAAUGAUAAUUUGACAUUACAAUAUUCAGAAAGAACGUUUCCUAAUGAAUAUACAAGAUCGAUUAGGACUAAUCAAGUAGAUGAUAUCGAUGAAUACCAAAGUACAAGUUCGGAAAGAUUACAUCUAAGUCAAGUUUCUGAAAAUAAGACAAAUAUUCCCUGCAAUAGUAUAGAAAGGAAUCCAGAAUCAAUUCAAUACACCAGACAUGAAAGUGGUAUGACUAAGCGAUUAAAUAAUAGUGAUAAACAAGCAGAAAAUUGUCAAAAGUCUCCGACGAUUAAUACAAAUAAAAAGCAGAGAUCCCGCUCAGCACCAGGAUGUUGCGGUGCUUCGUUGGAUGGAAAUAACGAAAAUAAAUCUGAAACACCAGUCAUAUAUCGACAGUGCUUCUCACUAAGAAAUCAAAUCCCCAAAAAGUUUUACAACUUAACAAAAGGCUCUGAUAACAAUCAAGAUGAAAGCUGCAAUACCGAAAUGGAACAAGCAGGGCAGUUACCCACAGAAAGGACUCGAGAAAAUUCUAAACCGGAAGACAAGGGCACAUGUAAGUGUCCGGAUUAUAGUAUAAAGGCUAAUAUGAGGAAAGCCAAGCAGAUAGGUGAAAAGGGGUGCUGCAUUCCAAGACAAGACCAAAAGAGAACCUCUAACGCACCAGGAAAUAUGCCAGUGCAUCAAAACAUACCGUCUAGAAGUCCUAGAAAUGUGGAACGUCAUAAAGCUGAUUAUCAGGAUUCAAGUUUUAGGACCAAGCCACCUAUGCCUAGCUCCAAAAAAUAUAAAAUGGAAUCAGAUGAAACAUAUCAGGUUUCAGAGAUGAGACGUCAAACAAGAGAGCCUCCAUUCCAAGAGCGUUCAUCGUCAUCGUAUCUUCAGAGCACAGGAUGUCAGCGAACGGGGAAUCAAAAACACAAAGACAUACCCAAAUCGAAGAUCUCGAAGCCUCAGACCAGCACCGAUUUUAGUCUAUCGGAGGAGGAAGAUCAUCCUUCUUCUCUAUCACAUACACGUAAGGACCAAAACUAUUGUCAAAGUAAUCAAAGGGAUAUAUCAUAUAAAAAAGAAUCUAAGAUAAAAACAAGGCUAAGGAAGUCAUGUUCCCAAGACUCUCUUAGUCAAUCAGAGGACGGAUAUUAUUCAAGAACUUGCAAAUGUCUGCCCAAAACAUACCAUGACACUCCUUAUAGUACAUCAGCUUCUUCAAGUCCGUAUAGUCCUUCUACAAAAUCGAGUAUAUCGGUUGAAAGUAGAGAAAAGUCGAGCAGAAGUGUUUCCUAUAAUUACAAACCUAAAGAAAAUCGAAAGGUAUAUCCGGGAUAUCGGAAUAAACCAUGCUGUGUUCAUGGAAAUAAUUCUGAACUUAUUAAAGAAAAUUCCGAAUCUGAAUCAGAAGAGAGCUUACUUCUAACAUCGACGGAAGAAUCUGAAGACUGUAGAUGUAAGCCAAACAAUUCCCAUAGCAAGUCCAUCCAAUCGGGAAGAACGACAGAUGUGGAGAUCCUGGAGACCCUCACACUGCUGCAACCCCCACACCUUCGCAGCACUGAAAGUACGAGAAUUUUUAAUUCUAAAAUAUGCUCUGAAGACACCGUACUUCUUGAGAUACGGACCACCUGCAAAAAGGAUAGUCUACUCCAGACCUGCGCCCGACCGCCUUGUAAGUUCCGUCGUGAACAUAAGGCAGAGAUUCCUCCAACUGCUGUACCAGUGCAGUCACCAAAUUACUACCCACGGAAUGGGAACUUUUUCGAAGAAACGUACCUUAUAGAUCCGAGAGAUCAUUGGAACACUAUCAGAUCACAGGCUGUGCCGCCAGCUCUUUAUUGUCAGCAGCAGCUUCAAAUGCAGAACCUGGAUCCCCGUUAUCCUGCUUAUCAUCCCCAACAAGUAAAAGAGGCAAUAGAAGCCCUGCCCCUUGGGUUCUACGAUCAAACCAUUCAUCAGUACAACAUUAUUCGAAUGGACUCGAACUUUCGGCCGCCAACUCUUGGACCAGAAAUUAUUCAGGCUGUACAAGCAUUUCCCCAAUCCCAUUGCGGAUGCCCACCCUGUCCAUAUCGCAAUCCAAUGCAACAGCAAAUCAUGAGACCCGUUCGGGAUUUCACUCGUCCCUUCAUACAGCCGCAAAAUCUAAUCCAACACCAACUUCCAAUGAGACCUACCCAAUUUUGUUCUCAGCAACCUCGAUAAUUGGAAUUCAAUAACGUCAGCGUAAAUAAAGCUCUAAAUGGCUUGGAGGCACCGCUCAAAACCAAACAUGCCCGAU
Drosophila serrata is the source of this 5889-nucleotide messenger RNA. RefSeq names its product huntingtin-interacting protein 1-like. The record is from RefSeq and is a predicted model, not a curated record. Gene Ontology annotation, molecular function: clathrin light chain binding; clathrin-cargo adaptor activity; phosphatidylinositol-3,5-bisphosphate binding. NCBI's taxonomy places the organism in Eukaryota, Metazoa, Arthropoda, Insecta, Diptera, Drosophilidae. Gene Ontology annotation, cellular component: cortical actin cytoskeleton; clathrin-coated vesicle. Gene Ontology annotation, biological process: endocytosis; clathrin coat assembly; actin filament organization.